UUUCCCCAAAUUCUAUGCCCUCCCAGGCUCCCCUAACCCGAUUUUGGUUCACUCGAUCAUAGCCGCUCGCCGUCGUACGAAUCAACCUUCUCCACCUCCGUCGCCCACCAUUCUCCGCCACCAGCUUCUCCUCGUGUUUUCCGGCGCUUACUACUAGGCUGAUUAGGAAACUGAUAAGUUUCUGGUCAAUAGCUGAGCUAAAAAAAUCCAGUUGAAGAUGAAUUCUUGAUGAUUAAGUGAAUUUUUGUCCAGUUUGCUACUAAAGAUUGACAUGGAGAUCUGUUUUCUCUGGGUAAGAUGGUAGCCACUCUCUUCUGAGUAUUCCAAAAUGACAAAUCAAAUAUUAAAAUCAAUGAGAAUUUCGCUGCUUUUCUAUCUUGCACUCCAUCAUAGUGGAUGAUGAAGAAUCUGAAACAGGAUGGGUGGAUUCUUUACGAAAUAAAAUGCGCCUACUGACUAUACAUUUGGUUCAAGUAAUAAGAUCAAAGCCUGGAGGAAAAAUUGAGAAAAUAUGUUUGAUUAUAUUGUAUCUUGAAUGAGAAAGAAUAUAAGGAUGUGUUUGCGCAUAUAUAUUUUUCGAGAGUCUCCUUUGGAGAUGUGGAAAGAGUGGUUUCUUUUGCAUUUUCUUUUCCUAGUGCAUAUGCAUGUCCAUUGGGACACGUUGUUGGUGUUCUCAUGCUCAGAUAAGUUGAAGCAAGUUUGCUAAAGAAGGAUGCUUCUUCUCAAGAAAUUUAACUGGUUCCUGCAUUUCGUAUCGAAAAGAAAUUCUUGUUAUAAAGGAAAAUCCUCUUUUCCAUGUAGCUUUUUCUCUAAAUGUGCCUGCUGUCAUUUUCUCUUGCACUUUUAUCCGUCCUCAUACGCUUCAGUUUUACUACUUGCCACCUUUAUCUUGAUUUUAAGUAAACCUGUCUAACUCUGAUCUCCUUUUCAAAUCCCAUAUACCACGUAAUUUGGAACUCAGUCUAUUGAGUUUUUCAAAUGUGGUGACGUUUUUACUAUAUCUGAAAUUUCCCCUCCCAAAUUGGAUACUUUAAAAGAAGGUUGCAACUGAUUCAGAAAGAAGCUGUUUUCUUUAUUUACUUCUUGUCAACAUCAUCGCCAUGCUGGUUUCAAUUCCAUGUUUCAGAUGGAGGCAGUUUGUCUUAACAGUGACCCAGUGUUUGAUGACUGUGAAGAAUAUGAGGACGAAGAAGACUGCUCCGUGGAGGAACAUGAUGAUGGAGUUCAUGAAAAAGAUUCCAAAAAGGAGUCCCCACAACCAACUAUCGGUCUGGAAUUUGGGUCUUUUGAUGAAGCAUAUGAUUUUUAUAACAGGUAUGGCAAGGAACAAGGAUUUGGUAUUAGAGUGAGCAACUCUUGGUUUAGAUCAAAAAGGAAAGAAAGAUAUCGAGCAAAACUCAGCUGCAGUAGUGCAGGUUUCAAGAAGAAAAGUGGAGCAAAUCAUCCCAGGCCAGAAACAAGAACUGGUUGUCCUGCAAUGCUAGUAAUUAAGCUUGCGGACUCAAAAAGAUGGAGAAUUGUUGAAGUUGAGCUUCAGCACAAUCAUCCAGUAAGCCCAGAGGUCAGGCGGUUCUAUAAGUCGCAUAAGAAAAUGAUUCUCGCUGACAAAAAGCAGCAGGAAUCCAUACCUAUUACAGAAGUACAUACCAUUAAGUUAUACCGCACAUCUAUUGAUGCUGCAUGUAAUGGAUUGCAAAAAAUCAAGGACAAGGAUAGUAGGUUUCCUGUUGAUACCUCAAAGCAUUUGGAGCUUAAAGAGGGGGAUGCCAAUGCACUGUAUAAUUAUUUUUGUCGAAUGAAGUUGACAAAUCCAAACUUCUUUUAUCUGUUGGAUCUUGAUGAUCAAGGAUGCCUGAGAAAUGUGUUCUGGGCUGAUGCUAGGUCUAGGGCUGCUUUUAAUUAUUUCUCAGAUGCAGUUGCAAUUGAUACAACAAGCUUGAGGAACAAAUAUGUACUUCCUCUUAUUUCUUUCGUUGGAGUAAACAACCACGGACAACCUGUUUUGCUGGGAUGUGGUUUUCUUGGACAUGAGUCAGUAGAGUACUUUAUUUGGAUGUUCAAAUCAUGGCAUACGUCUAUGCUAGGAAGACAUCCACAAGUUAUUGUAACUGAUCAGUCAAAACCAUUGCAAAUUGCGGUUUCUAAGGUGUUCCCUCAAGCUCGUCAUUGUUAUUGUUUAUCAUAUAUCAUGCAGCGUGUUCCAGAGAAGUUGGGAGGAUUGGACGGAUACGAGUCUAUUAAGAUGCAACUGUAUAAAGCAGUUUAUGAUUCCUUGAAGAUCACUGAGUUUGAAAGUUCGUGGGGUCAGAUGAUCAGUCAGCAUGGACUCAAGGACAAUAAAUGGCUUCAAUCAUUGUACGAAGAUCGUGAAAAAUGGGUACCAGUCUACUUAAAAGAUAUUUCCUUCAUGGGAAUCAUACCAAUAACAGAAAAUGAGAGCUUGAAUGCAUACUUUGAUGGUUAUGUACAUAAACACACUUCAUUCAAAGAAUUUGUUGAUAAGUAUGAUUUAGCGAUGCAAAGGAAGCACAUGAAAGAAGCAAUGGCAGAUAUGGAGUCGAGAAGUUUGAGCUUUGAGUUGAAAACAAAUUGCAAUUUUGAGGUGAAGCUCUCAAAGAUAUUCACAAAGGAAAUAUUCAAGAAGUUCCAAGCAGAAGUUGAAGGAAUUUACUCUUGUUUCAAUACAAGGCAAGUGAACAUUAAUGGGCCAAUAAUGACAUUUGUUGUGAAAGAAAGAGUAGAAUCUGAGGGAAGCGAGGUGGAGGUCAAGCUGUUUGAGGUUCUUUAUGAGACAACACAAGCGGAAAUACGUUGUAUUUGCAGUUUGUUUAAUUUCAAAGGUUAUUUAUGCAGGCAUGCAUUGAAUGUACUGAAUUAUAAUGGUGUGGAAGAAAUUCCAUCACAAUACAUCCUACCACGUUGGGAUAAAGAUUACAAACGUAAGUUUCCAGUAGAUUCUGGCCUUUGUCAUAUUGAUGUGAAUAAUCCUGUGGAAUUGUAUAAUAUUCUACAUAAACAUGUCAUGCAAGUUGUUGAAGAAGGGGUACAAUCCGAAGAACAUUACAAAGCUGUACUCCAAGAAGUAGAAGCUCUUUUGAGCAGGUUUUCCCUUGAAGACAACAAUUUGGUUUCACUGUAAUAUUUGACAUAGAACAUCCAAUACAGAAUUAGAGUGCAUCUGUGUGCAUAAUAUAAACAUCACAUGUCCUGAUCA
This is a messenger RNA of Nicotiana tabacum (common tobacco), 3214 nucleotides long. Its product is annotated as protein FAR1-RELATED SEQUENCE 6. The record is from RefSeq and is a predicted model, not a curated record. Gene Ontology annotation, biological process: regulation of DNA-templated transcription. Lineage: Eukaryota; Viridiplantae; Streptophyta; Magnoliopsida; Solanales; Solanaceae. Gene Ontology annotation, molecular function: zinc ion binding.